Cryphonectria parasitica EP155 is the source of this 571-nucleotide messenger RNA. RefSeq lists its product as uncharacterized. The coding region runs from base 120 to 401 and encodes 93 amino acids. Lineage: Eukaryota; Fungi; Ascomycota; Sordariomycetes; Diaporthales; Cryphonectriaceae. The transcript is spliced from 4 exons. The record is from RefSeq and is a predicted model, not a curated record.
GAACCAAGAAGCACCUGCCCUACCAGCGACCAGCAUUGACCUGACGCAUUGAACUGCGCAAGCACCUGCUUCACAACGACCCAUCUCCACUCAAAUCAAAAACAAAUCCCAUUGUCGAAAUGUAUGCCACGCGGGCCAUGCGGAUGUUCCAGCCCACCAGGGCCAUGAUGCGCCCAGUGCCCAACGAGGAGCAAGCCGCUCACACCAUCUCUCAACGCCUCCGACGAUUCCGUCAGAUCCCGGCUGAGUUGAUCCCCCUCGGUGUCGUCGUUGGCUUUGCCGUCUUCGCUGCCGGCUACUCGAGCAUGCGCCACUUCUUCACCGACAAGACCAUUCGCCUCAAGCGUCAGAACCGAGCUGCGGACAGCGUUGCCCACGGUUCUUCCGAGGAGCAUCACUGAUUUGGAGGAGCGGAGGCAUAGGCAGGAACACAUCGAUGGGAGGAAGGCUGGUGUGACUGUACAUUUGAUCUAGAGAGGGCGAGCACCACCAAAAGUGUCAGGCCUUUUGGCUUGGAAUUCAAGAACUUUUCAUAUCAUUACCACUAAACCCAGAUUUCAUCUACCCUUCC